UAGUUUGACUUUCAAGGUGUUUAAACUUCACACUGUGAUAACCCUAGCCGCCACUCUUUGCUCUCCACUCUCCCAUCUCUCUACGACUUCGAUUUUCCCCUUCCCUCCUAAGUCCCAACCCUAGCCGUCACUCUCCACUCACCCCUCUCCCGUUUGCCACCUCGAUUGUGCGUGUGCGUGACUGCGUCUGCGAACUGCGAUGCGUCUCUCAAUCUCGCGAGUCUGAGUCCGUGUCUCCAUUACAUGGUGUGCGUGACUGCGUCUGCGAAGCUUUCUGUUCUCCUUCAGUUAAGCGACGAGCAGUGGAGCUAAACACGACGUCUGAGUCUCUGUCUCAUACCUCUCAAUCUCUCUCAGUUCGACGGCAGUCUAGUUGUCGUGUCGCGUUUGUGCUCCUUCUAGGUCCCAGUUCGACGAAGUACUCCUUCUCAGUUCGAGCCUGUGAUUGUGAUUGUGUCUCUCUCGCUCUCUCAAUUUAUUCUUAACCAACUAUGGGGAAAAAAAGGAAGCACAGCGAGACUGAGGUGGCGGCACCCUCAAAAAAGGAUGAUGUUGCACCAGAAAGAGCAAAGCGGACUCUCUUUGGUUGGAAGGAUAAGAGCGAAGUAAAGGAUGAAGUGGGGGAUGCUGACUCAUCCAGAUUUAGGAACAAAGAAAAGGUUCUGGUUACUUGCUCACGACGCAUCAGCUAUAGGUACCGGCAUUUAAUGUUGAAUUUGGUUUCGCUUUUGCCUCAUUGUAAGAAGGAUAACAAGGUUGAAUCUAAGGAUACCAAAGGUGCCACCCUGAAUGAGCUUGUUGAGCUUAAAAACUGCUCUUCCAGUUUAUUCUUUGAGUGCAGGAAGCAAAAAGAUCUUUAUCUCUGGAUGGCAAAAUGCCCUAACGGGCCAUCUGUGAAAUUUUUAGUUAGUGCUGUGCACACAAUGGAGGAAUUGAAGCUAACUGGAAAUCAUCUAAAAGGUUCCCGCCCACUUUUGACAUUUUCAGCAAAUUUUGAAAAAGAUGCGCAUUGGAAACUUUUAAAAGAGAUGUUAUUGCAGAUAUUUGGAACACCAAAGGACCAUCAUAAAAUAAAGCCUUUCUAUGAUCACGUUUUUGUUUUCUCCAUAGUUGAUGAUCAUAUAUGGUUCAGGAAUUACCAGAUCUCUGUUCCUCAUAAUGAAUCAGACAAAAUACCUCGAGGAGGCCUUGAGAAAAUGACACUGGUUGAGGUUGGUCCAAGGUUCUGCUUAAACCCAAUUAAAAUAUUUGGUGGCAGUUUUGGUGGCCCAACUCUUUAUGAAAACCCAUUUUACGUUUCACCAAAUCAGAUUCGAGCCUUGGAGAAAAAGAAGAAGGCUGGAAAGUAUGCAAAGAAGGUCAAAGCGAAGACAAGGAGGAAAAUGCAUGAGAUGUCUAAUUCUUUGGAGCCUGAUGAAUUUGCGGACAUGUGGAAAGAUUAAUUUUCCCUAUUUUUGUUAUAUUCGUGACAAUUAUACGGAUUUUUCAUAGAUACCAUUUCACUCUUCAGCAUGAAAUGGUAGUUUUGUUGAGCUGCCUAUUCUUUUAAAGAAGCUUUUGAUGUUGUGAAUCGCUUUACAUGUUAGGUUUUAUUGAGAUAGGUUGUAGUUUUGUACCAUCAAUAUCUUACUUGCUUUAGCUCA
Prosopis cineraria is the source of this 1643-nucleotide messenger RNA. RefSeq names its product ribosome biogenesis protein BRX1 homolog 2-like. Gene Ontology annotation, biological process: ribosomal large subunit assembly; rRNA processing. Gene Ontology annotation, cellular component: nucleolus. The coding region runs from base 492 to 1442 and encodes 316 amino acids. The record is from RefSeq and is a predicted model, not a curated record. NCBI's taxonomy places the organism in Eukaryota, Viridiplantae, Streptophyta, Magnoliopsida, Fabales, Fabaceae. The transcript is spliced from 9 exons. Gene Ontology annotation, molecular function: rRNA binding.